AUGGAUCAUGGAUCAAUGAGCAGCUCUUCAGCCGACUGCAAAGUCUCGAUGCUUUGGAACUGGUACACUACCGACGCAUGUUUCCUUACCGAAUCAUGGCAAAUCAAGAAUGCGGGCAUGUUUGCUGCCAGUUGCAUCGGCGUUGGUCUCCUUACCGUUUUCCUGGAAGUCUUUCGGAGGCUGGGUAAGGAGUACGACGCUCUAAUCCAGCGCCAGUUUCAGGCUCGCGCCGCCGAGAUACAGGCCCGCAUACCCAAAGAGACGACUUGUUGCGAACCUCCUGCCAUCGUUGCACCUCAGACACUUGUCUUCCGCGCAUCGCCUCUCCAACAACUCAUCCGCUCCAUAAUACACGCCGUCACAUUCGGCCUGGCCUACAUCGUCAUGUUGUUGGCCAUGUACUACAAUGGAUACCUUAUUAUCUCGAUUAUUAUCGGUGCUGGUCUGGGCAAGUUUCUCUGUGACUGGCUUGUGUGCCGGGUCACUCUUGAGGCGCCUACAGCCUCAACUCCCAAUGUUGCUGGCAUUGAGGAGCCAAGUGUCUGUUGUGGUUAA
Colletotrichum truncatum is the source of this 555-nucleotide messenger RNA. RefSeq names its product Copper transport protein ctr4-like protein 2. Gene Ontology annotation, molecular function: copper ion transmembrane transporter activity. Gene Ontology annotation, cellular component: plasma membrane. Gene Ontology annotation, biological process: copper ion transmembrane transport. Lineage: Eukaryota; Fungi; Ascomycota; Sordariomycetes; Glomerellales; Glomerellaceae. The record is from RefSeq and is a predicted model, not a curated record.